This is a messenger RNA of Scomber scombrus (Atlantic mackerel), 1222 nucleotides long. RefSeq names its product ADP-ribosylation factor-like 6 interacting protein 5a (gene arl6ip5a). Gene Ontology annotation, biological process: negative regulation of transport. NCBI's taxonomy places the organism in Eukaryota, Metazoa, Chordata, Actinopteri, Scombriformes, Scombridae. The record is from RefSeq and is a predicted model, not a curated record. The coding region runs from base 65 to 637 and encodes 190 amino acids. Gene Ontology annotation, cellular component: membrane. The transcript has 3 exons.
UGCAGGUGAUUUUCCGGCUGUAUCACUGCUGUCAGAUUCAGGUUUAGAUCAGUUAAAGGAGAAAAUGGCCAAAGUGGAGCUGACCCCGCUCAGGCCGUGGGAUGACUUCUUCCCCGGCGGUGACAGAUUCGCCAAACCAGACUUUAAAGACCUGGCCAAGUGGAAUAACAGAGUUGUCAGCAACUUGCUUUAUUAUCAGACUAAUUACUUGGCAUUGGCCGUCGUUGUUUUCCUGGUUGUCGGGUUCCUGAACCCUCUGGGGAUGUUCACAGCUAUGGCCGUGGUGUCGGCCGUCUUCCUGGGUUCGGUGUGGGCGGGGGAGAACCGAGCCGUCAUCAACAACUUUAAGAGGCAGAACCCCACAGCGUUUGUGAUGGCUGUCAUGGUCGCCAGCUACUUCGUAAUAUCUAUGCUGGGGAGCGUCAUGGUGUUCAUGACGGCAAUUACUUUACCUCUAGCUUUGAUAUUUGCACACUCUUCAUUUCGCCUCCGCAACAUGAAGAAUAAACUGGAAAACAAGAUAGAAGGUGCUGGAUUGAAGAAGUCACCAAUGGGUAUUUUGCUGGAAGCUCUGGGUCAGCAAGAGGAGAACUUUCAAAAGAUCCAGAGCUUCCUGGAGGGCAAACUGAAGGAGUGAUUGCAAUCGAGCCAAAGAUCUUGACUUUCUCGGAUGUGACGAAAUUCAGUAUGCCUGUCUAAACCUCUUUAAAAAAAAGUUUGUUUCAUAUACGGUGUAUACACAGGUGUGUAUUUUUGAAGUGAAGCAAGCGAUAAGCUUAUCUGAAGGGCUUUAUCAGAUACCUCAGGGUAUAUAUGUCACUCCACCCAGAACUUGUCAAGGCACUUUUCUCUGACACGGUGAGGGCAUCUCAGCUCUGGCUCACACCGCUGCUAUGCAACGUUUCAGUGUUCCUGCUCAACACAGCUGCACACUCCUUUCUAGGUUCAAAAUCUGUAUUUAAUGAGUCUCAGAAACAGCCAUCAAUCCUGCCAGCUUACUCUCAGCUACAAUUAUGGAAGCCACGCUUUUUAUAUAACAAAGAAUAAAAAGUGCACACUCAACAAACAUCACAGCCAAGGUACUCCAAUUGUUCUCUCUGAAUGGUUUUAUGCUUUUGAAUAAUGUUUCCCUAUCGUAAAAUGUAAUGGUUUACUUAAGCAUCCAUUUGAAUAGAAACCAACCUACUAUAUUUUCAUGCAAAUAAAAGAAGACUUGGACUAA